Molecule: messenger RNA, 2322 nt
Organism: Pieris rapae (cabbage white)
Lineage: Eukaryota; Metazoa; Arthropoda; Insecta; Lepidoptera; Pieridae
Gene: l(3)77CDf
Product: phosphatidylserine synthase
Exons: 7
Coding region: 216-1490 (424 amino acids)
Biological process (GO): phosphatidylserine biosynthetic process
Molecular function (GO): L-serine-phosphatidylethanolamine phosphatidyltransferase activity
Source: RefSeq, a predicted model, not a curated record
GUGGUAACCUAAGUGAAAACUCAAACUAUCAUAAGUCAAGUUAGUCAAGUCGACCUUAUCAUUAAUCAUUGAGGUUUAAAAUUUGAAUCUAAUUUCUCAUAAAUCCUCAAUGGCGAAAGAUAUUAGAUAAUCAAAAAAUUGUAUAACACCUUAAUUUAAUAAAACUAACCUUUAACUGGAUUUGUAAAUCCUACUUCAUCAUAAAUGAAAGCAACAUGGACACAGUCAGCACACCUGGUUCAGAUGAUUAUAGAGAUUCGUUUAGUUCCAUCAACGAAAGACCAGUCGAUGAUAUAUCGCUGGAAUUUUUCUACAAACCACAUACUAUUACGUUAUUAGCGGUUUCCAUAGCUGCUGUUAUUCAUACAGCUUUUGUCAGAGAUGAAAUCAACAUCCAAGACAAUAUAUGGUCUGGUAUCUGUUGUGUUGUUUUCUUUUUUUUAAUCAUAUCGGUACUUACUUUCCCAAAUGGCCCUUUUACUAGACCUCACCCUGCUGUGUGGAGGAUUGUGUUUGGCAUGUCAGUCUUGUAUUUAUUGGCAUUGCUAUUUCUCUUAUUUCAAAAUUACUCUACCGUAUAUGAUAUAAUGUAUUGGAUUGACCCAGAGUUGCGCAACUUUCAUAUAGAUAUGGAGAAGGAGUAUGCAGUUAAUUGUAGUGACCUAAGUAAAAUUUGGUCCAGACUCGAUGUUUAUGCCUGGGGCCAUUUCUUAGGAUGGAUGUUUAAAGCUAUUCUUUUUAGGCAUGCUGGUCUAUUGUGGGCUAUAUCAAUAAUGUGGGAAAUAACUGAAAUAGCCUUUGCUCAUUUAUUGCCUAAUUUUUUGGAGUGUUGGUGGGAUUCAAUUAUUUUAGAUGUUUUAUUAUGUAAUGGAUUUGGGAUAUGGUGUGGUCUAAAGAUAUGUAAAGCUUUAGAAAUGAGGGAAUAUAAAUGGGUCAGUAUAAGGGACAUCUCAUCAACAACAGGUAAAAUUAAAAGGGCGAUACUUCAAUUUACUCCAGUUCAGUGGACUCCUGUGCGAUGGCUGGACCCAAACUGUACUUACAUGAGAUUCUUUGCUCUCAGCCAACUUGUAGUUUUCUGGCAGAUAUCAGAACUGAACACAUUUUUCUUAAAACAUAUUUUUGAAAUGCCACCUUCCCAUCCUCUAGUUAUUGCUCGACUAGUUCUGAUUGGUGUAAUUGUCGCUCCUUCUAUUAGACAAUAUUAUACAUAUAUAACUGAUCCAAACUGCAAAAGAGUUGGUACGCAGUGCUGGGUUUAUGGUGCAAUUAUGGUGACAGAGUCAAUGCUGUGCAUAAAGAAUGGGAAGGAGCUUUUUGGACAAACACAUGUGUCAAAUGUUGUAGUAUGGCUAGUCAUACAAAUUCUAGUCUCAGUAGCAUGUGUCUAUGGUGUUGUGUUAUAUGAUGGAUAUUUUAAGGUAAUAAAACAUACUAAGGUUACAGAGCCUAAAAGUUUAAGUACGAGCGUUGCAAAAAAAGAUAACUGAAGAGUGUGGACAGCCGUAAUGCGAUUAAUUUGUGUGGCUAGAUAAUUACUAGCCAGAGGCAAAUACUUUCAAACCAAAUAUUACAUUAGAUAGAGUAUUUAAGAUGCCUAGAGGAAUUACACAUAAGACUUUUCAGAUUUGUUUGUUAUGCAACUCGUACAACACCUAUGAAAUAAAUAUUGUUUUCAUAAGGAGAAUUUUCAACAACAAAAAGAAAAUUACUAAACCUCACUAUUAUAUUACUAAACACACAAUGUCAAUAUGUGAUCACUUCUGUUGGGUAACUAGUUUGUAUUAAAAAUGUCCUUGUGGGUAAUUCCUCUGUCAUAUAAGCUAAUAAGUAGCUAAGUAUCAUUAUUUAUUUAUAAAAUACCUCAAAUUUCAUAUGUUUCUGGUGUGAAUGAACUGAAGUUAUAAACUUAUGUUAUAUCAAGAUAUUAUUUAAGACCAAAUACUUAAGAAGCUUAUUAGGUUUUUUGUAAUUUUUUGAAUGUACAAUUUUAUAUUACUUGGUGUCUUCCAUAACCCUUUUAUGUUUUGUUAAUAUGUCCAAUACCUCAUUUAUUAUAUAUUGAGGGGACUAUCCAAAUGGAAAUGUAAUAUGUAAAUUGAUUGCAAUGGUACUAAGAUGAAUAACCUAUAUACAAAAAUUUAUAACAAUUCUUAGUCAUCGACGAAAUAUUAAUAAUUACAUGCCAUGUCUAAUGACAAUCUUACUUUUAUUGUAUGAAAUUUGCAGUACCAAGACAACAUUGAUGUGUUAUGUAUAUUUUUUUCUUGGGUCUUGUUUGUACUUAGUGCUGCUUUAAAAUAAAUUAUAAAACAAUAGCAA